Rhagoletis zephyria (snowberry fruit fly) is the source of this 889-nucleotide messenger RNA. RefSeq names its product Multiple inositol polyphosphate phosphatase 1 (gene Mipp1). Gene Ontology annotation, molecular function: inositol phosphate phosphatase activity; acid phosphatase activity. The record is from RefSeq and is a predicted model, not a curated record. Lineage: Eukaryota; Metazoa; Arthropoda; Insecta; Diptera; Tephritidae.
UAUGAGCAAUUUACUGAUAUCGAUUCUAGCGUUAUCAUUCCUCCAAAUUUUUGUUCAUGGACAAGAUGACUACUGUUUUGGCAAGGACACAGAGAGACUUCAAACACGCCAUUUCACCUCGAAGACAGCCUAUCAGAUAAUCAAAGGAACACAUAUUGAAAAGGAGUAUUUGGUCCCAGGUUGCAAACCAAAAAAAAUGUGGAUUUUACAUAGACAUGGUACCAGAUUACCAACAACAAAAACAAUUAAAGCAGCACCGCGACUAGACAUAUUGCGUGACGAAAUUGUGAAAAAUUAUCGCGUUCGCCGAACAAGGCCGGACACUAAUGCGCUCUGUCAAGAGGACCUAAUAUUUUUGGGAAUGUGGAAAUGGAAUAACAGUAUUACAGUAGAUCAAGAAGAAUAUUUGACCUCACAGGGUUACGAAGAUCUAAAGGGGACUGCGAAAACUUAUCAAAGAUAUUAUGGUGAUAUUUUGACCAAGAAUUAUAACAACACAUACUACAAGUUUCGCCACACGAACACACAGCGCACUACAGAAAGUUUCAAGGCUUUCGUUGAGGGUCUUUUUGGCCAAAAUAACAACGUACAGCCGGAGCCAAUCCCUGAACAAGACCUUCUUUUGCGGCCUUAUGACUAUUGUGAAUCAUGGCGAGCACAUGACUACAGUUCUGAAAGCUAUAAAUUUAAACACUCCGCCAUCUGGAAUAAAACCACUGCGGAUAUCUCAAAACGAUUGGGCUUCCAAUACUCCCUUGAGUCCAUGGACGUUGAACUGAUGUGGGACAUGUGUCGUUAUGAACAGGCGUGGCAUGUUGAUCGUACUAGUGUGUGGUGCUCCGUAAGUAAAAUUUAGCUUAUGUAAGGGUUGCCAGAUUUUUUAUGCGGG